Molecule: messenger RNA, 8183 nt
Organism: Sphaerodactylus townsendi
Lineage: Eukaryota; Metazoa; Chordata; Lepidosauria; Squamata; Sphaerodactylidae
Product: KIAA1549 ortholog
Exons: 21
Coding region: 1357-6801 (1814 amino acids)
Source: RefSeq, a predicted model, not a curated record
GGGAGACGCGCAUACUCGCGCGCGCGCGCGCACAGGUGCUGGGGGCUGCCUGCUCGACUGCUGGCCGGCUCCCUCCCUCCCCUCCUCGAUCUGGAGCGCCGCCGGGCAGCUGAGGGGUGGGCUGGCGGUGGAGGAGAGGGAGGCGCCCCAGAAGCGGCGGCGGCGGCGGCGGCGGCAGCGCCACUUUCCCACGUGAAGGACCGGGCUGGGCCGAGGCGUCUCCGCCGGCCAGCCUGCCCACCCCUACCUUCGCCGCCUCCCCCCGGCCAGAGCUCCGGAGCAGACCCGCCAGGAGCCUCUCUUUUUCUGCCCGUCCCCUCGGCGUGGCCGUGCUGAGGGAGCGGCGUCUUCUUCUUCCCCCUCCCGGUCGGGGCGCCCCGUUUGCUUCCCUCCGGCGCGCCUUCCUCCUCUCUCCAGCCACCCACGCUUGCCCAGACGAGGGUCCCAAGCAGAGUCGCCCCCUCCCCCGCUUCCCUCCCUGCCGCCGGGGUCGCGGCUGCCUCCGCUCCCCCGCCUCAGCGCUCGUCUCCACCCCCGCCGGGGCUGCCUUGGGCGGGGAGGGGCUUGCGGAACCCCCUUCUCUCCCCCCCACCCCAUGCCUUUGGUCGCUGCCCGCCCGCCCGCCCGCCUGCCUGCCGGCUGGGGUUGAAUGCUCAGAGGAGGAGGAGGCGGGAAGCCUGCCCAGCCUUUCCGUCCAGGGGAUGCCGGCGGUGGCCGAGAGGAUGACUUGAUGCUGGGCUUUGCCAUGGAUGGGAUGACAUGCUUCACGGUUGCCUUGGUCACGCUGGUGCUCUGCUGCCCGGGGCCGCCUUGGUGCGUCGCCCGCCGCCUGGUGCUUUGGACGGGGCUGCCUGUCCUCCUGCCUGCGCUGCUGGCCUUGCCGGCCUCUCUGGCUGCCCCAGUAGCAGAUGAAUUACCUUUGGAGCGACAGAACAUUUCCUCCCUUUUGCCAAGUCAAAGCACUGUGGGCACAGCCUUAACAACAAGCACAAUGGUGGAUACCUACAAGAGCCAAAUGGAGUGGUAGUUUCCUGAGGUGGACUGGUCACACACACUUUGUAACAUCUCCUCUCCUGAGGUGGAGGCCUCCCAUUGGACCAUGAAGAAACAAAGAGAGUCUCCGCUGGACAAACUGUACCAGUGUUGGAUAUUUCACUAACAAGCAAUGAGGCAGUCUUAAGUGAGGAUAGAUUUAUUAGCUUGUUUCCAAAUGCACAAUGGACUCCUUCAUUGAAGUCUUUUACAGAGGGCUAUCAUUCAGGUCCCUAUCCAGCAAAGCCAACAAAAGAAAAUUUGCAAGCUGUGUUGUUAGCGCCUUCAUUACCUGCCCUCUCCUUGUCACCAGAUUACACAGAAAUGCUGCACGCAACUUUCCAAAGGACUGCUUCUAUCCACCAUAUUCCUCCUCCACAUUUGAACCCCUUUGACACAUCAGGUGUUACUUUGACUCCAAGCAGAGACUUGCUUAUGUCCACAACUAAUAUAGAUAUUUUUUCCUUGCGUUCCGUGGCAAGUAAGGUAAUAGAUGGAACAGCCGGAAAAGCAGAGGACAGUUCGCUCUUUUACACCAGUUCCACAACACACUUGCUUUUUGAUACUACUGCAGCAGAGUUGCCUCAGUUUAUGAGACAGCUAGAUGAGCAUGCCCAAAGCAUGCCAGACAUUUUGGCAAGAAGUACUAACAUAUACACUGAAGCCUACUAUAGUAUGAGCAGUAGUAUAACAGAAGCACUUAGUCAAAGGAGCUCAUCUGUUGUGAACUUUUCAAGAGAUAUUCCUGUUUGGACCAGUGAUGUGGAAGCUGCUGUGUUCUCAACUCAUCUUCCAUUUGUUUUUCAGCCCACUCUCUCAGCUAGCAUUUUGGCUGAUAGUCCUUUUAAUGAGAAAUUGUUUACACGUGAGCUUUCCCAUGUAUCUUCUAGCAGUACAGAAAAAGUUUCGCCAGACCAUUCAGAAAGACAAACUCAAGUUGAGUUCUUCAGUGUCUUCACAAGCCCAGUGCCUUUCACUAGACCAUAUACUUCAUGUUCAUACUGUGACUUCAUUUCAGUUUCUUCAGAGCCAGUUUUUUCACUGGAACCAUCGGAAAGCGAUGUGGGUUCAGGCGACUAUGCUGAGACAUUAUCAUUCCUCUCCUCUGAAGCAAGAGGCUUUACCCCACUUACAUCAGCAGCCAGUGAUCUGUAUGAGGUGCCGGAGCUUCCUCCAGAAGUCUUCGAUACUAGCUUUCCCUCAAGGCCUGUUGUUUCAUUCUCUUCAAAGUUUACAGAAGGCUCUACAUCAAGAAUUGUGGACGCUAGCCUUAAAAACAUAUUUACAUCAUUUCCUGUUUCCUAUGGUCAGUCUUCUGAGGUAAUACCAUUAGAAAGUACUUUUAUCAUUUUAUCCUAUCCUGUGACUGAAAUGAUUAUGUCAACACCUCGUGUCUCUGAAGAACUACCCUUUCAUGCCACUUCAGUUACUUUUGAGUCUACCUUCACUGAAGAUGUAGGUACUCCAUCCAUGACAAUCAAAAAUUCAAACCUACAGGAAACACCUCGGUUUAUGCCAUCAGAACCCUCACAUUUCUUUGAUACUUCUCUUAUGGGUUUCCCAACAGAAGAAUCUCCAGUCAUUACAUUAGAUAUUUUGUCCAGUUUUUCAUUAUUGCCUUUUUCUUCUGAGCCAGAUGGCUUGUCAUAUUUGUCAUCAUCUGAAGCCACAUCUUUCUUAAUAAUGCCAAGUGAUUUAUCAACAUUUUUACCUCAGCUUUCAUCCACAUUCCAUCCAUCAUCUGUGCUUUUUGAUAGUUCUUCUAACUGGGGAUCAGUUGAGCUCCCCACUGUUAAUAUCACAAGCACAGAGGCUUCCCAGUCUGUUUCAUGGCAAACAUUUUUUUAUUCAGACUCAUCUUUUGUUCCAGUCACACAGAGUCCUCCCAUAGUGCCAUCAAGUUUCUGUAUGAACUCCUCUGUGUUACUGGAACCAACAUCAGUCUUACUAAUGGAAUCAGAAAAUUAUUUUACCUCAGAAGCUACCUCCCAAUUCAAGUUAACACCCUUAGCCAUUGAUGAGACCAUUCCUACACUGGUGCUGUCCAGCUCUGUCUCAGAACCUGUUUUCACCAGCAAUAUCUCGGAGAAUGAAACACACAGGACCUCAUGGUUCACCUCUUUGCAGACAACCCCGGUAUUGACAUCUUCACUCCUUUUCUCUACUGUUAUAACUGAGGAUGCUGGUGCUACAACUAACAAUUGGGUUUCUUCUGCCUCUGAGGCGGCUGCUACCACAACAAUUUUUAUUACAAACCCAAAUAUGCCACCAUUGGCCACAGAUGCAAGCAGCAUUACUCCUUCCCCUACUGAAUCUUCAGGCAUGGUGUUGUCAUCUGUGUCUAAAGAGAUUCCUUCAUCUGUGAUUAUGACAACAGAGUCAGUCAUUCCAACAAGAACUAGUGUGAUUGAGUUUACCAGCAUGACAGUCUUUACUGCCACAACUCCUAGUAGCACAAAAGGUCUUUCUACAAUUACCAGCAGUACUCUGCGUUCUUCUGCAUCAUCUUCAACUUCUGCGUUGGUCACUACUCCUCAAGUUACAAUGGCAACCACAACCAGGCAACCCUAUGUUUGUGAUAUCACAGUUCCUGAUAAAUACUUAGUCACAGCAGUGCUGGCCCGGAGAUCUGUCCUAGAAGACAUCAGUGAAUCCAUCAAAGAGAUCCUGAGAAUUGAGUUCAGGAGAUUUGUAGAACUGGAGGUUUAUAGACUUUCUCCGAAAUUCUCUUUUUUGGUGACCUCAGGCCCAUUUGUGUACACCGCAAUUGCUGUUAUCAACGCUCUUAUGAACAGUAACCUUCUUCGUGGUCAGAUACCUCUAAUCUCAUCACUGCAACCGUCUUUCACUAUCCCAGGUUGCAAAUUCCAGGUACAGACUGUGCUUCAGUUUGUGCCUCAAAACAUUGACAUCCGAGUCUGUAACUUCAGCCAGCGUAUUGAAAAAGGGCUGACUAUUGCAUUCGGGGAAGUGAGGAAACAUCAUCUGGACACAUCUGACUUCUCUGUGCAGAUAUUGAAUAUAACCCUGGGAAGGUCUAGAUCAGUCUAUCGUCAAGGACCUGUUCAUAUUGUAUUUUCUGUUUGGGAAAAACAUGGGUUCUUAAAUGGAUCUGAAGUCAGUGAGUUGCUAAGGAACCUGUCUGUGGUGGAGUUCAGUUUCUACUUGGGCUUUCCUGUGCAGCAGAUUGCAGAACCUGUUUAUUACCCUCAGCUGAACACAUCUCACUUGAUGAAAUCUUCCUGGGUGCGAACAGUGAUUCUGGGUGUUGUAAACAAGAAAAUUCAAGAGGACGUAUUCCAGGCUGACAUGGAGCGGAAACUAGCCCAGUUAUUAAAUGAGGCCUUGGGCAGAGGACGGAUAUGGAGAAGGGCAACUUUUGCCGGGAACAAUGCUGUGCAGAUUGUGAAUAUUUCCCAAAUAGAGGACAUUGACAACCCAGUCAUGCUGGUUUAUUUCGUGGAGGAUCAGGAUGGUGAAAGACUCAGUGCUGUGAAGACAUCUGAUCUGAUUAAUAGAGUGGAUAUCCAAAGAGCUGCUAUCAUCCUAGGAUAUCGCAUCCGAGGCCCGGUGGCACAGCCUGUGGAAAGGAUUAAAGAAUCACCUCCAGAAUCUCAAAACAAUCUAUGGAUUAUUGUUGGUGUUGCAGUCCCUGUGGCCGUGGUACUCCUUAUCAUCAUCAUUUUAUACUGGAAGCUCUGCCGUAGUGACAAGUUGGAGUUUCAGCCAGACACCAUGAACAACAUUCAGCAACGUCAGAAGUUGCAAGCCCCCAGUGUGAAGGGCUUUGAUUUUGCAAAGCAGCACUUAGGCCAGCACAACAAAGAUGACAUCUUGAUCAUACACGAGCCGACUCCUCUGCCGGGACCAAUUAAGGACACCACCCCUUCUGAAAACGGUGACCUGCCAACCCCCAAGACCAAGAUCUCUUCAAAGCCAUCCAAGAAUGUCCGACACAGAGGGAGAGUUUCCCCCUCUGAUGCUGACUCCACAGCAAGUGAACAGUCUAGUGGACGUGAAACAGGAGAAGAAAGUACCAGGCCACAGACUGCUGUCAAUGAGGCUAAACCUCACAGAGUCGGCAAGACAGGAGUAAACAGAAUUGGCCCUCCUCAGAUGGGUAAUGGAACAGAGCAGCACUCCUCAGCCUCCAUCUUUGAGCAUGUGGACAGAAUGUCACGGUCCUCAGAAGUCAGCAGGAGGAUCCCCAACAAGAUCCAGUUGAUUGCCAUGCAGCCCAUAGCAGCACCUCCCGUUCAGAACCAACCACUUUCCGACAGAGUAGCAGAGACCAACAAAAUUAACAAAGAGAUCCAAACAGCCCUGAGGCAUAAAUCGGAAAUAGAGCAUCACCGCAACAAGAUCCGACUUCGAGCCAAGCGCAAAGGACACUACGAGUUUCCCAUUGUGGACGACAUGAUUAUCAUUGACACCAAAGAGCAGCAGAGAAUGUAUCGCAAGGCACAGAUGCAGAUAGACAAGAUCUUGGACCCUGGGGGCAAUAUGCCGACUGUCUUCAUAGAGCCCAGGAAGAGUUCACGGGCUAAACGUUCCCCAAGGCAACGCCGGAGACAUCAACUGAAUGGAAGCCCAAUGGAUGCAGACAAGGACAGGUUGAUCACAACUGACAGUGAUGGGACCUACAAGAGGCCUCCAGGAGUUAACAACUCUGCAUACAUUUCUGAUCCUGAUCUUCCUGCUGAGCCCCAAACACCUUCAUCGACUGAGCUGGGGAAGUAUUCAGGCCUUCCCCCACAUCCUUCUCAGUACACACCUCCUCAGCCCUCCAUUGAAGAGGCCAGGCAGACAAUGCAUUCUCUCUUGGAUGAUGCCUUUGCCUUGGUGGCCCCCAGUAGUCAACCCACCAACUCCUCUGCCAUCACACACUCCGGAAGUUCAGGGGGACAGCCAGCAAACAACACCCCUAUUCGAGCUCCAAGAGAGACCUCCAGCAGCCAGUGGGGGUCUCCGUACGGCCCGACUCACACGAGAUACAUGGAAUUUGGGAUGACUCCUCCGACAGCACCAGGCCUGCUACAAAGGCAAAACGUUGGCUCGGGUUUCCUCCCACCUGUUGAAUUAAUGCAUCCAGAUCAGCAGCCCUCUGACGUUCAGUAUUCCAGCAGAGGGAUCUACUCGGAGGAAAUGCCCUCAGUGGCGCGGCCACGGCCAGUUGGAAGCACUGCAGGUUCUCAGAUACAGCACCUCACUCAGGUGGGAAUUGCUAGCAGGAUCGGAGGUCAACAAGUGGAGAUCCCCUCAGGCCCUCGCAUGGCCAAACCCUGGGUAGCCCCAUAUAAUAUGUUGAAUAUGCUAGGAGAGAUGCAACGCAUACGCCUGGACAUCAAGAAUAUUCCUCCUCACCAGUAUUCCAGAUGCCGAGGACUUCGGCCCGGCAGCCCUCAGCGCCACCUGUUCAGCUUCCACCCGGCAACCCCCCAGGCCUGGGACUCUGCUACAGCACCAGCUCCACUGAGGACCUGCAGCCGGGUCACUCUUCGGCCUCUCUCAUCAAAGCCAUCCGAGAGGAGCUUCUCCGGCUUUCUCAGAAACAGACAGUGGUGCAGAAUUUCCACAGCUGAUUCUCCGUGUCCUUGCAAAUCUGCCAGGUAUCCGCUUCCUGUGGAAGCAAGACUCGUAAAGAAAAUCAGCAAGGACAGAAUACUGAGCCUGGGAAGAAGAACUUGGCAGCAGCAAGAAAGGAACACGAAGGAGACCUGGGAAAGUGUCGCAAGAAUUAUUGGCCCGCAGCUCUUUUUAACUUUUUAACAUCUUAGCCAUUAUAAGCCUGCUUUGGCUGGGAUGGUUCCGUUCAGUGAAAAUUCCCGUCCAAAACCUGAACACUGCCGAGGUGGCAAUUUGUCCCUUCAGAUGACAAUCUGCUCCAACGUGAGCUUCCUAGUUUGGGGGAGAAGAGCAGUGUUUGCAGUGUGGAAUGGCUUGUUAGUGCCUGACAUUCCUAGGAAGGUGGGUUCUGGGUGCUGCUGACAUGUUCUGUUUUGUUUUCUAAACACACAAGCAUCACUAUUGAUCCUGUGCAAGAAUUUGCUUAAUGAAACCCUUUUUAAGACUCCACAGAUGCUGGACUCGGAGCAACUCAUUAGCAGGCCCGGACAAUAAUCAAUUGUUGUUAGUAUAGCUCUGUGCUUCCAAAAAGGAGCCAUUUGUUGCCCUCUUCCUCGUUAUUCUUCUGGUGCUGAAGCUUCAUCGUGUCCCUUCAUCCUGUUGUUUGCAAAGUGGAAAUGAUGGCCUUUUAAAAAACAUAAAACCAAGGAUACGAUCAUUAGAUUCAUUCGGGAUGGACCAAUCAGGUCUCUUUUUUUAAAUGAAAAAAAGAAGAAAACCACGAUUUUUUUUUUUUUGCUUUUAACUUAUUUGUGGAUUAGAUGGAUGGGAGUAUUCAGGGCAAUACUACCAGUGACGUAGAAUACAUUGUUAUAUUUUGUACAUGAUGAUACGAAGUCAUUUUCGUUAAUUUGCAGAGCUGAUGGAAGCAGUGUGUAGAGUUGUGAUGGAAACACGUUAAGCAAGUUCAGGGUUUUGUGGGCCACUGGCCAAAACAGCAUCAGUGGAGCCCCCAACUUUGCCUUUCUGUGCCCCCUUCCCUCCCUGCAGUAGGCACCUCUGACUUUUAAAGCAUAUGGCAAUAAGAAAAGGGAAGGGACCAACCAGCACUUUGCCAGUUUGAGUGAGCCCCUCUUGCCUCUCAAAGCCUAUGGUCAAGGCAAAAUGGCCUCUAUAGUAAAUACAAUGGUGACUAUAUUUCACUGAAGCAUUUUCAUACUUCUGAUACCCUAUUUAAACAAAUCAAAUUUGUAUACAAAACCCACCAUCUGUUAGAUCAGAGGGGCCACAUAUCUCAGGGGGCCCAUUCAUGAAGGCAUUUGUUCUCAAGUGAGUAAAAUAGAUACCAAGCACUGUGUCAAACACAAGUUCCCCAUUGCAUUAUCAGUCAAAUCUAAAAACGAGCAUUUAGCCCAUGAAAUAGCAGCUUUGUUUGUUAAAAUAGAGAAGAAGAGGCAGAAUUUGGAUUUAUAACCCACCUUUCCCUCCUGUAAGGAGACUCAAGAUGGCUUACAAAUUCUUUUCCCUUCCUUUCCCCACAACAGACACCUUGUGAGGUAGGUGGAGCUGAGAGAGUUCUGAAGAAC